AUGGCAGAGCUGUUUAAACCCUCGCCCGACAAGUGCGACUACGACAACGACCUCUUUCAACCCCGCCAAGAAAACAUGGAAUACCACGACAAGGAAUCGUUUUUUGAGCGCAUCAUGACGUUCCUGAACGCGGAGGUGUUCUACCAGCUCUCCCAACCCAUGCUGUACAACCUCAUGUCCAAGGGCAUGAGCCCGGCCCCCUCACAGCCAUCCACACCAGCAGCUGCUGCUCGCGUGGCCCAGCCAACACCUGGGCGGCGUGACCUGAUGCAAGCAUGCCAAGUUCUGGACAAGGAAGAAGCCAUGUCCAAGUUUGCUGAAAAAGUGUCCAAGGGCGUUGUUUCAAUGCCACCUACGCAGGAGCCAGAGCAGCAGAAGCCAGGCGAUGAUCUUGAUGCGCAACUCGAAGCCGCGGCUGAGGUUGAAGACGUGGAGCAAGAUGAGGAAGAAGAGGACGAGGACGAAGCGGAGGAGAGCGCAAGCGAAAGCAGUGACAGUGAAGAGAGCGAGAGUGGCGAUGACGACGACGACGACGAAGAGGAAGAUGAAGGAGGGGCAGAGGAAGAUGAUGAUGAAGAUGAAGAAGAAGAAGAUGAAGAGGAGGAGGCGGAGGAGGACGCGCUGCCGAAACGUGCUUCAAAGCGGCGCGCUGCUGACAAGGAAGUGGACAAGCAGGUGGUGCUGAGUCAUUUCAGCUAUGGCAAGUGGAAGAAGCAACCGGAGCCUUUUGAAGGCAUGGCAGAGCUGUUUAAACCCUUGCCCGACAAGUGCGACUACGACAACGACCUCUUCAACCCCGCCAAGAAAACAUGGAAGUCGUUCACCCUCCAAUGGCUUGAGAACGUGCGCAUCAAGCCAAAGCACCACGGAAGCAAACAAUACCUCAAAUACCACGACAAGGAAUCGUUUUUUGAGCGCAUCAUGACGUUCCUGAACGCGGAGGUGUUCUACCAGCUCUCCCAACCCAUGCUGUACAACCUCAUGUCCAAGGGCAUGAGCCCGGCCCCCUCACAGCCAUCCACACCAGCAGCUGCUGCUCGCGUGGCCCAGCCAACACCUGGGCGGCGUGACCUGAUGCAAGCAUGCCAAGUUCUGGACAAGGAAGAAGCCAUGUCCAAGUUUGCUGAAAAAGUGUCCAAGGGCGUUGUUUCAAUGCCACCUACGCAGGAGCCAGAGCAGCAGAAGCCAGGCGAUGAUCUUGAUGCGCAACUCGAAGCCGCGGCUGAGGUUGAAGACGUGGAGCAAGAUGAGGAAGAAGAGGACGAGGACGAAGCGGAGGAGAGCGCAAGCGAAAGCAGUGACAGUGAAGAGAGCGAGAGUGGCGAUGACGACGACGACGACGAAGAGGAAGAUGAAGGAGGGGCAGAGGAAGAUGAUGAUGAAGAUGAAGAAGAAGAAGAUGAAGAGGAGGAGGCGGAGGAGGACGCGCUGCCGAAACGUGCUUCAAAGCGGCGCGCUGCUGACAAGGAAGUGGACAAGCAGACGGCAGCGAGUGUUGCCCGUUCACUGAAGAGCAAGUCGUCCUCACUCAAGAGCACCGGCGCAGACCCGAUUGACGAAAUCAGAGCUGAGCGGCAAAAGGCGGGAAAGAAAGCAAUGCAGAAGAAGAAGAAGCAGCAGGGCAAGACCAACAAGAAGAAGCAGCAGCAGAAGAAGAAGAAGAAGAAAAAGCAGAAAGGGUCUUCUGUCCGAUCUCAUGAGGAGGAGGAGGAAGAAGAAGAAGCGGGUUCGUCGUCUGAGGAGGAAAGCCGCGGGGAAGAGAGCGAGGAGCAGACGGGGGUUGACGCGAGCGAAGAGAGCAGCGAGGAGGAGGAAGAGGAGGAGGAGGAGGAGGAGGCGCGGAAGAAGCGGCGUGGCGGCCGCAAGGGCGGGGCUCAAGCGGCCAAGAAGGCCAAGAAGGCCAAGACAACAAAGACAAAGACCAAGACGAAGAAGAAGCGCGAGGAAGAGGACGAAGAGGAGGAGGAUGAGGAGGGUGAGGAAAGCGAACAUGCGGUGGGCGGUUCCUCUGCGCAGCUGAACAGAUCAUAUUCGAUUGCGUAUGUACGCUCGAAGCGUCGGCUUGGUGACUCUGGACAGCGGCGGCGCAAGGCGUGGGAUGACGACGAGGUUGCUGCACUGCGGGAAGGCCUGCUGAUGUAUGGUGUGGGCGCGUGGGCGCCGAUUGCGGCCAAGUUUGCCGAUCGCUUCCAAGAGCGGACUGCCGUUGACCUCAAGGACAAGUACCGCAACUUGAAGAAACGGGCGUGGCAGAACGAGGAGUUCCCCACCGCCUACGAUAUGGAGAAGGCCAACGCCAAAGCCAAGAAGGAAGCGAAAGCAGCUGCAGCUGACGAAGAAGAUGAAGAUGAGGAGGACGAUGAAGGUGAAGAGGAAGAGGAGGCGCCACCCAAGAAGAAGGGUAAGAAGGGCAAGAAGGGCACGUCUGCCAAGUCCAGGAAGACGCAGAAGAAACAGAAGCAGGAGGAAGAAGAGGAAGAGGAGGAAGAGGAGGAGGAAGAGGAAGAGGAAGCGGAAGAGGAAGAGGAAGAGGAAGAAGAGGGCAACGACGAUGAUGAGGACGACGACGAGGGUGAUGAUGAUGAAGAGGAGGAAGAGGAGGAAGAUGAUGAGGAGGACGCGCCUCCAGCAAAGAAGACAAAGGGCGGCACACCCUCACCGAAGCACACAAGACGGGCGACACGGUUGUCGCAAGAGGAGAAUCCAACACGUGAAGUCAGCCCUGAGGGCGUUGUCACGCGCUCACGCAAGCAAGGCCGUGGCGGGCGUGGCCGUGGGCGUGGGCGUGGCGGGCGUGGCGGAGGUCGUUCAUCCAAGUAGUGGUGCGUCGUUGUCGGGUGGGCAGUGCUCUAAGGCAGCACCUGAUUACCCCUCUCCUGAGCCUUUUUUUUUUCUCUUUUUUUUCUUUCUCCUUUCUUGUCCCCCCCCCCUCCUUAUUUCCUUCUGUUCCCUCAUAUCAGCUGUUAUGUUACGACAUCUCUCCCUUUGUAUAGUGCAUUUGCAUGUGUGUGUUUGUGGGGUUGUGUGCAUCUAUCUACGUGCUAUCCGCACGUUUGGUUUUACAUUGGGUUUGUUUUCACGCGUUACACGACUUGGUAUCAUUACACGCACACACACACACA
Messenger RNA from Salpingoeca rosetta, 3122 nucleotides. RefSeq lists its product as uncharacterized. The transcript is spliced from 18 exons. The record is from RefSeq and is a predicted model, not a curated record. NCBI's taxonomy places the organism in Eukaryota, Choanoflagellata, Craspedida, Salpingoecidae. Bases 1 to 2820 code for a protein of 939 amino acids.